AUAUAAUAUUAUAUACGAUAUUUAAUCACCGUUUGCUUGGACAAGCCAUAUUGACAUCGUAUAUACGUAAAACACACUGACAUUAACAUAACGUAAACCUCACUGUUUAGAAGAAAUAUCAGGCUAGUUAACGAAUUUCAUUACAGCCAUUCUAAUUUCUAAUUUCUAUUUAGAAAUUAAUUUCAUUAGAGCCCCUCUAUUUCUAAUUUCUAAUCUCAUUAGAGCCAUCUCAAAAUCUCAGUUCCGUGACCACGAUCUUUACUCUGUACGCUUACAUAGAAACAGGCGGGGGGGGGGUACAGUGUUGAACGAGGAAAAGUAACCCACCCGUACACGCAAAUCCGGACUGGAUUGCCUUCCUUCCUUCCUUGGUCUCAGGAUCACAAGAAGAUUAACUAGAAAAGGAACUCGGAAUCGAGAGGUGGUGCGUAUGUAAAAUUAACUUCUAAAAGGAACUCGGAACCUAGAGGUUGUGUAUAUGUUUGCACUAGUCUGAGGAACGGCAGCCCGCUAAGCGCCUGCGCGGAGAUCCACACGCGCGACCUAUCAUUAAGUGGAGAGUUUGCCGUUUGAGCACGUUUGGCGUGUGGUGAAAAUUUCCGGCUUGGGCCUGUUUCGGCUCCAAGCCUUGUGGCGCCAGGGUCCGUUGUGUGUGAUGGGCCGCAGGCAACGCCGGAGGCAGCAGCAGAGCCGUGAGGGAGGAUCCCAGGGCUGGCCCGAGAGUGGGUAUCCGGACAUCGUGAAGGAGAAUGCGUCAUUCGAGCACUACUAUGGGAAACUUGGCAUUGUGCCUCAGGAGGAGUGGGAGAGCUUCUUGGCGACUCUGCGGGAGCCUCUGCCAGCCACCCUGCGGAUCACAGGCUAUAAGAGCCACGCCAAAGAAAUUCUCCAUUGUUUAAAGGAGAAGUAUUUUAAGGAGAUAGAGAAUCUGGUGGUAGAUGGUCAGAAAAUUGAAAUGCCACAACCAUUAAGCUGGUAUCCAGAGGAGUUGGCAUGGCAUACAAAUCUAAACCGAAAAGUCUUGCGGAAAUCUCCACAGCUAGAAAAAUUUCAUCACUUUCUUGUUAGUGAAACUGAAUGUGGGAAUAUUAGCCGUCAGGAAGCUGUCAGUAUGAUCCCUCCAUUGCUUCUUAAUAUUCAGCCUCAUCAUAAGAUUCUAGAUAUGUGUGCUGCACCUGGGUCCAAGACCGCCCAGCUUAUUGAGAUGCUGCAUGCAGACAUGAGUGUUCCUUUUCCAGAGGGAUUUGUAAUUGCAAAUGAUGUUGAUAACAAACGUUGCUAUCUGCUAGUUCAUCAGGCAAAGCGGUUGAACAGUCCUUGCAUCAUGGUUAUAAAUCAUGAUGCCUCAAGUAUCCCUAAUAUACAGAUUAGUACAAAUGGGAAAAAAGAGAUCCUCUUCUAUGACAGAAUAUUAUGUGAUGUUCCUUGCAGUGGAGAUGGAACGCUGAGAAAAAACAUUGAUAUAUGGAAAAAGUGGACUACACAUAACAGUUUGCAGCUACAUGGACUACAACUAAGGAUUGCAACUCGUGGAGUUGAGCAGCUGGCAGAAGGAGGUAGAAUGGUGUACUCUACCUGUUCAUUGAAUCCUAUUGAAAAUGAAGCUGUCAUUGGCUCUCUGCUGGAAAAAAGUGAAGGUGCCUUAGAACUUGCUGAUGUCUCUUCUGAGUUGCCAGGUUUGAAAAGAUUGCCAGGCAUUACACAAUGGAAGGUAAUGACCAAAGAUGGUCAUUGGUUUGAAGACUGGAAAGAAGUACCUUCUAGCAGGCACACACAGAUCCGCCCCACAAUGUUCCCUUUAAAAGAUGAACAAAAACUUAAAGCAUUACAUUUGGAACGCUGUUUUAGAAUUUUACCACAUCAUCAGAAUACUGGAGGUUUCUUCAUUGCUGUAUUAAUUAAAAAAUCUCCUAUGCCAUGGAACAAGCGUCAACCUAAGGUUCAGAAUAAGCUGCCUCAAAAGUCUGGAGAUUUAAUACCUGUAGAUGCAAAACAAGAUUCUUCAGAAAGUGAAGGCCAUAUAGUCCAAGAUGCAAAAGAUGGAGAGACCUCAGUAACCGAGAGUGUGGAGAACAAGAAGGAUGGUGUUUGUGGACCUCCACCAUCUAAAAAAAUGAAGCUUUUUGGAUAUAAAGAAGAUCCGUUUGUUUUUCUUCCUGAAGAAGAGCCUUUGUUUCCUCCUAUUCAGAGCUUUUAUGCACUGGAUCCUUCAUUCCCUAAGAUGAAUUUGUUAACGCGUACUCAAGAAGGAAAGAAAAGGCAGGUGUAUAUGGUUUCCAAGGAGAUACGGGAUGUACUGUUAAACAACAGUGAAAAGCUAAAGGUUUGAUUUGUACUUCUGUGUUCAGUAAGAAUGCUUAUUCAGAAUGCUGUUAAGAGGAGUUGAGAAUCUUCUCUUGAAAAUUGUUGUCUUUUGUUAUGAUUUUCAUUUGAUUCAAAAGGUGCACUUCUACUUAUCAAUUUUAGCGCAGUUGUGAGAUAACAGAAAAGCUUAUCUUAAUCAAUCCAUCAAUUUUA
This is a messenger RNA of Python bivittatus (Burmese python), 2517 nucleotides long. The record is from RefSeq and is a predicted model, not a curated record. NCBI's taxonomy places the organism in Eukaryota, Metazoa, Chordata, Lepidosauria, Squamata, Pythonidae.